Molecule: messenger RNA, 1506 nt
Organism: Rhodamnia argentea
Lineage: Eukaryota; Viridiplantae; Streptophyta; Magnoliopsida; Myrtales; Myrtaceae
Exons: 10
Coding region: 243-1400 (385 amino acids)
Source: RefSeq, a predicted model, not a curated record
UCUCUCUCUCUCUCAAUCGUGCGGAGGAACCAGAGAUCUGCUCCAAGCUGCUGCAUUGAUCUCUCUCUCGGGACUCCCUCUUUCCACUAGGGCGAGUGAUUUUUCGAUUGGCAAUCUCUCUCUCUCAGUAGAGUGGCGUGGCGUGUCGUGUCGGAUUCCCGUCCGUUUGGACUUCGAAGCUUCUUGAACUAGUUUUGCGCUAUUUCCUUUAGUAGCUGAUCUUUGGGAAGGAUCUGGGAGUCAUGAAGUUGUGCAGUGGAUGGCGACGGUUGGUGUUCUGUCUUCCGCUCAUCUUCUUUUUGCAUCAUCUGUUUUCAGUGAUGGAAUUGCAUCAAGAAUCAAGAGUGGAAGAUCGGCAUAAGAAAGUGAGGAAUAAAUUCGAUCAUUUGGUUCUUGGCCCUGCAGCGGGUCAAGGCUUGCAUAACCGAUUGCAAUGCCAAGGUGUCAAAGCUCUCAACAAGACACAUUUUUCUGCCUCAUCCAACAGGGGCUAUGUCGGAGAAAACAUAGCUUUUGUCACUGUCUUUACGAUUUAUAACUCCUCUGACAUGUCAAAGACUAGUGGAUCAUCAGAUGUGACAACUGUCGGAAAUUCCUCGUACAAUAAGGUGGAGAGAUCAAUAGCCAUCUUGAAUGUAUUCAUCAACUUUAUUCAGGUGGCUAUGCCGCAGAGUAAUGUCGUCAUUCUUUCCGAUCCUGCAUCUGACCUCUCAAUAAACAGAGACAAGGUUUCUAUCUAUCCUAUUCAAGGUGAAUAUUCCCGAGACAAGUUGAUGCUUCAAAGAAUCAGGUCUUACAUUGCCUUCCUAGAAAGAAAGCUUGAGGACCAUUCACGGGAUCACAUGCAUAAUUACAUAUUUGUUGAUUCAGACAUAGCGGUUUUUGAUGAUCUUGGUCAAGUAUUUCAUGAUUACCCAAAUUUUCACCUGGCCCUGACUUUUCGGAACAACAAACAACAACCUCUUAAUUCGGGAUUUAUAGCAGUGAGGGGUACCUAUGACGGAAUGAGUAGGGCAAAGGUUUUUCUACAGCAAGUACUUGAAGUCUACAUUUCCAAGUAUACCAGUGCUUCACGAAUGCUAGGUGACCAGCUGGCUCUUGCUUGGGUUGUAUCAUCCGACACUUCUUUUGAUGCCAAAGGAUUUGCCAAAGCGCAACCUUUUUCAAAAGAGAUAAAGGGUGCCUCUGUUCUAUUCCUGCCAUGUGCUAUUUACAACUGGACACCACCCGAAGGUGCUGGUCAAUUCCAUGGCAUGCCCUUGGACGUUAAGGUUGUUCAUUUCAAAGGAUCAAGGAAACGCCUAAUGCUGGAGUCCUGGAAUUUUUUCAGCUCCUCUUCCAGCGUAGCCGAUAUGCUAUGCCUCAUCUUGAGCAGUGGUAGGACAAAAUAUGACUUUUGAUAUGCCUACUCCAUGUCAGCAUAUAUAGGAAAGCAUAAGAGCACACUUCCAAGGAACUGAGUUCAUUGCUCCUCUGCUUCAUUUUUUCCGUUCAAUUCAGAAGGAU